Molecule: messenger RNA, 747 nt
Organism: Oreochromis aureus
Lineage: Eukaryota; Metazoa; Chordata; Actinopteri; Cichliformes; Cichlidae
Product: GTPase IMAP family member 4-like
Exons: 3
Coding region: 1-747 (248 amino acids)
Molecular function (GO): GTP binding
Source: RefSeq, a predicted model, not a curated record
AUGUCUUUGUCAUCUCUGUCAGAUGCAGAGAAAGAACUCAGGAUGGUGCUUGUUGGGAAAACUGGAGUUGGGAAGAGUGCAUCAGGAAACACCAUCUUGGGAAAAAAAGCUUUUAAAUCCACAGCAUCUGCUUCUUCUGUGACAUCAGAGUGUCAGAAGGAAAGAGGAGAGUUUGGAGGUCAAACCCUGGCUGUAGUUGAUACUCCAGGAUUGUUUGACACCAUACUACCUGAAGAUGAGGUGAAGAGAGAGAUUAUUAGAUGCAUCUCAUUAUCUGCUCCUGGUCCUCAUGUAUUCCUGGUUGUGAUCCAACCAAACAGAUUCACCAAAGAAGAACAAGAAACUGUGAAAAUCAUUCAAAAGGUGUUCGGACAAAAGUCAGCAGAUUACACUCUGGCCUUGCUCACCCAUGGAGACGAUCUGGAAGCUGAUGAUGUCACGUCCGAUGAAGUUACUGUAGAAACAGCAAUCAGUGGAAAUUCAGCCCUCCAAAGCUUCAUCCAUCAGUGUGGAGGAGGAUAUCAUGUUUUUAACAACAGACAAAAGGAUCCCACUCAGGUUGGAGAGCUGCUGGAGAAGAUCAACACCAUGGUUCGGAGAAAUGAAAGCAUAUACUACACCAGCAACAUGUUUAAAGAGUCUCUAGCAGCCAUACAAAAAGAAAUGAAACGACUUAAAACAGAAAAUCCAAAAAUUGAGUUACAACAACUGCGGAAAAAGGGGAGGGUCCAGUGGGAGCUGUAUUAA